Molecule: messenger RNA, 1520 nt
Organism: Nanorana parkeri
Lineage: Eukaryota; Metazoa; Chordata; Amphibia; Anura; Dicroglossidae
Gene: PM20D2
Product: peptidase M20 domain containing 2
Exons: 7
Coding region: 7-1275 (422 amino acids)
Molecular function (GO): dipeptidase activity
Source: RefSeq, a predicted model, not a curated record
GUGCACAUGUUGGAGAAAUGUAAGCAGCAAGCAAGCGACAUCAUAGAACAAGAGCAGGCGCAUCUGUACGAGCUGAGCCAGGACAUAUGGAGAGAGCCGGAGCUGGCCUAUAAGGAGCACAGCGCCCAUCGUGUCCUCACCAGCUUCUUCUCCAGCAGAUCAUGGCAGGUGCAGCCGCAUUACCAGCUGGGCACGGCGUUCCGGGCAGAGUGGAGCUCUGCGCCCGGCACCUGCCUGCAUGUGGCUUUCCUGUGCGAGUACGACGCCCUGCCCGAGCUGGGGCACGCCUGCGGGCACAAUCUAAUCGCUGAAGUGGGGGCAGCCGCAGCGCUGGGGCUCAGGGGGGCUCUGGAGAGUGUGUCACCCAUGCCUCAGGUCAAGAUUACAGUAUUGGGAACACCAGCGGAGGAAGAAGGUGGAGGUAAAAUUGACCUCAUAAAGGCUGGAGCCUUUGAAGAUAUAGACAUAGUUUUCAUGGCACACCCUGCCCAGGAUGAUGCAGCCUAUCUGCCUGAUGUUGCCGUACAUGAUGUGACUGUGAAAUAUUAUGGAAAAGCUUCUCAUGCUGCUGCAUACCCAUGGGAAGGAAUUAAUGCUUUAGAUGCUGCUGUUCUUGCAUACAACAAUCUGUCUGUGUUAAGACAGCAAAUGAAACCAACCUGGAGAGUUCACGGAAUAAUAAAACAUGGUGGCGUAAAACCUAACAUAAUUCCAUCAUACACUGAGCUAGAAUUUUACUUGCGUGCACCAUCACGCAAAGAACUUGCUGAUUUAAAAGAAAAGGCCAGUGCUUGUUUUAAAGCUGCAGCUGCUUCGACUGGAUGUAAGGUGGAGCUAUGCCCUUCUAGUCAUGAUUAUUACAAUGUGCUUCCAAAUAAAAUACUGGCAAAAGCUUACAAUGAGAAUGGCAAAACAUUGGGAAUGCAGUUUACGACAGAUGAGCUAGUAUUAAAUGCACUGUCAGGCUCUACAGAUUUUGGAAAUGUUACUUUUGAAGUCCCUGGAAUUCACCCUUAUUUCUUUAUCGGCUCGAAUGCACUUAAUCACACUGAAGAGUACACAAAAGCUGCCGGCUCAAAAGAAGCUCAGUUUUAUACCCUUCGAACGGCCAAAUCAUUAGCCAUGACAGCUUUAGAUGUGAUCUUCAAGCCAGACUUGCUGGACAGUGUUCGGGAAGAGUGGAAGAGAGUUAAACAAAUCGAGCAAAUGAGCAAUUCUGUUUCACCUGACAAAUCCAGAGAAUCCAGUAGUGGAGCAGCUUGUGCCUCUUGCUGAGCUAGGUGCUGAAACUAUUUCCAGUUUAAUUCCUACAGAUCUGUACGGACAAAACCGCUGUAGGAAGCACUUUAAAGCAGUAGGGUUGAAAUGCGAAGGGAAGCUGAUAUGCAGCCAUGAAAUAUUACAAAUUCAGUACUGAUCAAGGGGACUGAUUUUAUAAAUGCCUCAUUUUUUUCUCUUGCACAUUAAUUUUGUAGUUGCUUCAAACACAAAUCGGUUAAGGAGGAUUUAGAAAUGAUCCC